ACGCGAAGCGCGGCGCGGGGCGGGGGGGGAGCCGCCGCUGGGAGCGCGCGCGCUCAGGUCCCGGCGCGGCCAUGGGGGCAGCGGCUGCCGAGGCGAACCGGACGCUCUUCGUGGGGAACCUGGACCCCAAGGUCACCGAGGAGCUCAUCUUCGAGCUCUUCCACCAGGCCGGCCCCGUGAUCACCGUGAAGAUCCCGAAGGACCGCGACGGACGGCCCAAGCAGUUCGCCUUCGUCAAUUUCAAGCACGAGGAGUCGGUGCCGUACGGGCUGCGGCUGCUGAACGGCAUCAAGCUCUACGGGCGGCCCAUGCGCAUCCAGUUCCGCUCAGGCAGCAGUCAUGCGGCCCAGGAUAUCAGUCCAUCCUGUUCCCAGCUCGGAGCUCCGGGCACCAGCCCUCCUGGGAUGCCUCACCCUGCAUCCAACUGCAGCCGGUAUGAGAGGGUUCCAGACGGCGUGGCCGCACCGGGGUUCGCGUCGAGCCUGCAGAGACAAGCGGUGAUGAACAGCGCGGCUCGGCAGCAGCCCGGCUUUGCCCCUCCCGGCUACCCGCACCCCUUCCACGCCCCGCCGGGCUCCCCGGGGCCGCGGCGCCCCGAGGGGCCGCGCAAGGCCCGGCUGGGCGCCCACCCCUACGCCCCCGAGAGCCGGCACUUCGGCCGCGAGCGCUUCGGGGACGGCGGCGCCGACUACGGCCGCGGCAAGCGCGACGACUACGGCUUCGAGGAGAGGGGCCACGAGGGCGAGCACCACUACCGGGGCCGCGAGGAGCACUACGACGAGCGGCACCGCGACAGCUGGAGCUACGAGUACCGCAGGGAGAGCUACCGAGAGGCCAAGUGGCACUCGGCGCGGCACUGAGGGACUCGAGGGCAAAGCAAACGGGACCUGUUUCUACCGAGUACAUGUAUAAACCUCCCCCCCCCUCAAAAAAAAACCCCCCAGUGAAGUCACCUUUUAGCGUUUGUAAAAAAUACCAGCAGUGCAGUCCUGCCAAACUCCGGUCUCAGUAUUAAAUGUGUUAACGCACACCUAGGGCUUUUCACGGGGUCAGAAAGCCACAGUGAAGCCUUGGAGAAACCACCCCUCUGUCCUUGUGUCACAGAUAAGUGCUGUUAGUACUUUUUUAGGAGAAAGGAACAUCUGUGUCAGAUGGAAGGGUCUGGUGUUUUAAGCAGAGUUGAGGUGGCACAGAUGCUGCCUGGCGUCUGUAACAUUCCUCACGUUGUUUUUUAUACAGUCAGAGAAUCACACAUUGGUCUGGGUUGGUAGGUACCUUAACCAACCCCCUGCCAGAGGCAGGGACACCUUCCACCAUCCAGGCUGCUCAGAGCCCCGUCCAGCCUGGCCUCGAACGCUUCCAGUGACGGAGCAUCCACAAUUUCCACGGGUAGCUUGUUACAGUGCCUAAGCACCCUCACAGUAAAGAAUUCUUUCCUAAAAUGUAAUCCAAACCUACUGUCUUUCAAUAUGAACCCAUUCCCUGUUGUCCAUUUAAAAUAUUGUCUUGGAGAACAUUAAAAGUCUCCCUGGGGAGAGCCCCUGGGUGCGCC
Molecule: messenger RNA, 1552 nt
Organism: Motacilla alba alba
Lineage: Eukaryota; Metazoa; Chordata; Aves; Passeriformes; Motacillidae
Gene: RBM7
Product: RNA binding motif protein 7
Exons: 5
Coding region: 72-860 (262 amino acids)
Biological process (GO): regulation of alternative mRNA splicing, via spliceosome
Cellular component (GO): nucleus
Molecular function (GO): single-stranded RNA binding
Source: RefSeq, a predicted model, not a curated record